Messenger RNA from Drosophila sulfurigaster albostrigata, 4563 nucleotides. RefSeq lists its product as uncharacterized. Bases 376 to 2607 code for a protein of 743 amino acids. The record is from RefSeq and is a predicted model, not a curated record. Lineage: Eukaryota; Metazoa; Arthropoda; Insecta; Diptera; Drosophilidae. The transcript is spliced from 3 exons.
UACCUUAUUUUUGUAACUAUGAAUGAACAUUAACGAAAUACGAUUGUCAUGCGAUGUUUUGCAACACUGAAAUACAAACUUAUUGCGAAACCAAAUUGUAACUGAAUGAACAUUAAGGAAAUACGAUUAGUCAUAUGUUGUUUUGUAACACUAAAAUCUAAACUUAUUGCGAAAUUACAUUUUCAACGUGUUGCAUAAAACAGUCAUCUUAAUAUUUGUAUUUAAAGUCUCCCAUUAUAGAAAUAUUAUCUCACAAAAUAUUCAUAUACAAAAGCAGGCUUUAUAGACUACUACAAAAGCAUCCAGUAGAGUUCUGGAAUUUUCCGGAAGCACAACAAAAAUUUGUGUUCGAGACGAAAUCGAAUUAAUUGUCGAAUGUUUCGAUUAUAUGAACUGUACUCGCUUUACUCGCAAAAUAAAAUGUACAGAUCCUCAACGCUUUGGUGUCUCUGUGAGAAGUUGCCGCGCUCAAUUCUCCACGUUGCGCCGACUCCCAAGGUUUGGUGCGAGGUGUGUGGUCGACGCAGGCGCCCACAGGCUUGCUCCACCUCGUCCAGUGAUGAGGAGAAGCUUGAAGCAGAGCAUAGGCAACCAGUGCAACGGGUUGUGGAGGAAACUGAUGCGUAUGUGACGCCCCAGAAGCUGAUCAAGGCGGCCAAGAAGCCAAAGACUGUUUACUUAAACAGCAAUUGUCUAAAGUGCGGUCGCCAAUCGAAGCCUUCGUCGACAGUUCAGCAGGAACCCAAAGUCAAGGACAGCACCAGCAACAAAGUGUACAUGGGUCGCCAUGGUCACUACCGGAAGCCAAAAAGAUUUCACGCCAAGCGACAUGCUGAAAUGAUAACCAACUAUGUGGAGCCAAUGGCACCACCACCGCCCCCCUCACCACCGCCUUCUAAUUCGCCGCCAGUGAACGGCAGUGAAUCUGUUUGGGAGCCACCCGACAAUAAUAUGCCCAAACCUGUGGCCUUUGCCCAAAAUGGGUUCACUCGGCCGCCACGUGACCCCCAGCCGAAGAAUUUACUUGUGAGCGACUUUAUACCUCUGGACAAACCCAUCACAGAUGUGGCCAGCGGUGCCAUCUCGAAGCGACCAUCCCUUCAUCGCCCUCUGUGCUCCCAUUACAGCCGCGCCUUGCCACCGUUGUCGCGUGUGGUGUCCCAGAUUUUGGUAGAUCAUAAGGUGCGUGCCAAAGGCGGUGGACUUCCAGCCAAACAAAAUGUGUCCAAAGACAGCAGUUGUGCUAGUCAAUUCUCACCAUUUAAUAGCUACGAGGGACCCUCUGAGGAUGCGCUUGUCGGGCCGGGUGUUCGCCAAAUGCUGCUUCAGCCGAGAGCUUUGCAUAUUCAAAGCCGGAACCAUUUGCCCAGCACUAAACUAUCCACAUUUGAUUCGGACCCAAGCAGUGAGUGCUCCACAUCGUCGGCGCAUUUCGAUAUGCCAACGGCACCACCUGCUGAGCGUCAAUGUCACAGUUACACUGUGGGUCCUCCACUUCAAAUGCGAGAGAUGAUGAACACUGUGGCACAGUCGGGUCUGUCUGACAACAGCGCCUCUAGCAGCAGCCACAAGAGUACCAACUCAACGCUGCCCGGGCGACGGGAGUCAGUACGCAGUUGCGACGAUGAGGAACCGGAGCUUACCAAGAAAUCAAAUGAUGCCGAUAUGGGUCCCACCGCCAUAAUGGAAAAACUCCUAUGGCUAAUAGAUCAACAUCCAACAGAUGAUGCAACACCCGAUCCGAACGCGUUGUUGGCCCAAACAGACGCUUCCUUAAUGGAUGCCCAGGUGAAGUCGGACGGGAUUAUCGAUAAGCAUAGUGAAUCUGUGAAGGUUCUGCUCCAAUUUGUGAAGAAUCUGCACAUUGAAGGCACUAAUAAUAAUAGUAUUCCCUCAACAAUACUCAAUAACGACAUUGAGGACAAUUUGCAGACUAGUGCAGACUCUCCCUUGCCAGAAUUGCACAUUUCCAAUGAUAUGUCUAAUGAGUUUUAUUUAAAUACUUCAAAUAAAUCUGCUGGCGAUGCAAAGUAUAUUAAUGUGUUGUCCAAUGGAAAUAAUUCCAAAUACCUAGAAAAAAGAGAGACAUCACAUCUUCCAGGUAACGGCGAUACAUCGAUAUGGUCCUUCAUCACAAGAUUCUUUAAGGCCAAACACUACACAGAAACUACAACAGCCUUAGACGAUUCUGCAGUAAUUCCAAUCGUUACAGAUGAAUUGAAACCACUUAAAAGUGCGGAGAAUCUACACUACGGUGCCAUAAAUCAGUUUCCAAAAAAACACAACUUUCAGGGUAAGAAAUCGAUAAAUCAAAUUGUAUUAUCUAAUAGUAAUAAUCGGAACUGUCGAAAAUGUGGCUUACAUCGGGCAAGCCAAGUAGAGUACAAGAAGAAUUGCGGAUUCUAUUCUAGUGAUUCCAAUACAAGGCAGACUGCAAGACUAUCUAUGUCUAACUGCUUAAAGAUGUAUGAUAACCAAACCAUCAAGUCAGCACCGAAAACAUGCCAUGAAAAACAUGUCAACACUAAGAUGCAAGCUAUGAAUUUAACAAAGCCCUUCGAGAAUACAAAUUCCUCAGUCCAUGAAGAGUCAAAAAAAAUCGUUUAGCCUCAAGGAACGUAUUCAAAAUGUACAACAAAAUUCGGAAGAAUCUGUAACUAGCUCAACAAUUUUCGAAUCAUGCAAUACAUCAGUAGGAUCUGUGCUUGAUGGACUAAAGUCUGCACCUCUACCAAGAGAUAUUGAACUUUUGGCACUCCUGCAAAGAAGACUGAUCCACAAAGUGCCAAAGCCUCUAACCGUCUACCAGGUGGCGAGCAUCAUUGAAACAAUUCGCUUUGAGUGUAGUGAGAUUAUUAAACCCAAGAUGACUUCAUAUACCGUAGAAAUGGGGCGUGUUAGAAUAUUCCACACUCGAGAACUUGAGAUUAAAUAAACAUUGCGGCUUAAUCGAAUUCCGAAUUCCUGAUAUUCGAAAAGUUGUAUCAAGACAAGAAAAAGCAAACGAAUACAAUAUUAAGCUUUCGACUACAUCAGAAUCAAGUAAAUAUUUUGAAAAUUCUUUAUCGGAGAGCAAUACAACACCUUCAAAACGACACCUGCUUACAGUGUGGCCAGGUCAUGCGUUUAGUUAUAGAAAGCGGCGCAAAAAGUCCAAAACAAUGCAGGAGUUAAAGUCUGCAAUAAACGACGAUAGAUCGGCAGACGAAGAUAAUGCACAAACGAAACGUGAAGUGCAGGAUACGUGGAUAAGCAAUCAAUUAGUUCAAAGAAAAAUCCACGAAAUGAUGAUCAAACCUAUUCGUCUUUUAAAUUGAAUCGAAUUUUGGGACAUAGUACUUGGAUUAACCUACAAUAGCAUAGAUUGUGUAUAUAUAAAAAUAACAGCAAUAGGAACAGAUUAAUAUAUUUUAAGAUAGUAUUUAAGAAGAUGUGUAGCUCUCCACAAAUUGUUAAACAAGGAAUUGCCUUACGUUACCGAAAUCCUGCGGCUGCUGUUUUAAGUAUCUUGGUUAGCAUUUUUUUCUGGCUGGCUUAUUGGCUAGCCCGGUGUCUUAUUUUUAUUGCUGGUUCAACUAUUAUACUCGGCUUGCUGUUUCCUCAACAUUCGUGGCACUUUUUAAAUCAUUUAUUGGAUCAAUAUCAUGUGGAGCGACUGUUUAAAGAUGAAUUAUAAGUUAUAUUUCUUAAAAAUCCAUUCGUUGACCAUUUAUUUAAUUAAAAAACAAAACAAAAAACCAUUUUGUUGAAGAUUUCUCACAUCAGAAUUGCCUAGCUUUAUUAAUCAUAUCAUAAUUAUUAAGGUGUUUAAACUACUAAUUUCAAUGUUACUUUCUUUAAUUACAUUUAAAGUAAAUGAUCGAUCGUUCAUUAAAUAUAUUGUAUAAGUAUAUUUUCGUAUAUUGUAUAAUCAUAAUUUUGCACAUUAUAAACAUCAAUUGCAAUCGUUGCCUGCCACUCGGAAUCAAAUAAUAUUAAUGAAAACAUAUUCUGAGUUGCGUAUAUUUCUCUAAAAUAUUAAUAGUAUUUUUGCAUCUUUAUGAAAUUAAAAAGCAAACACUUUGAGAACUUUUUAGCCUUCAGCAAACAUCAAAAUAAAAAGUUAAUCGCUAAAAUGCUUCUGGCCAUAAUCUUUGUUAACAUUAUUGUUAGGAAAUGUCAUGUAUUCAGGCACAAUAUCAGAAAAUAAUAUCAAAUACAGUUUCACAUGAAUUCCUUUGUAUUAUGCGCGGAAAAGUCCGACACAUGUCAUACUUAUUUCUGUUUUGGAAUUAACACGAAUUGUUUCUCUCUGCCUUAUCAAUUAGCUAGAAUCGGAUGUGGAUCAUUUAAAUACAUUAAGCAUAGAUUUAUUAUGAUUUUUUUCUUUAUUUUUAAUUAUCAAUGUUUUUUCCCUCAGUUGCUCGCAACGUUUUGCACUUCACUUGAACUAAUUAUCUCAUAAUCUUUGCUAGAGCUCUCAGAGUCUGAUUCCGAAUUGCGGGGUGUGCUGCAAGAAAGAAAGUAAUCAUUAGUGAGUUGUGAUACAUAUAGUGAGCCUGUUAUUUAAAGCAAAUAAUACAA